This is a messenger RNA of Dreissena polymorpha, 2074 nucleotides long. RefSeq lists its product as uncharacterized. The coding region runs from base 221 to 1969 and encodes 582 amino acids. Gene Ontology annotation, molecular function: ubiquitin-protein transferase activity. The record is from RefSeq and is a predicted model, not a curated record. The transcript has 4 exons. Gene Ontology annotation, biological process: positive regulation of DNA-templated transcription. Gene Ontology annotation, cellular component: chromatin; nucleoplasm. Lineage: Eukaryota; Metazoa; Mollusca; Bivalvia; Myida; Dreissenidae.
AUCUUAACCACAGACCACCAUGUUAAAUAGGAUUUUAUCGGGAAUAUUCGUUAAGAACUCUAAAAUUAAGAUUUAAAAAAAUAAAAUACAUACGUAGCUCUUGAAAAAAAUGUUAUUAAAUGGUGUUAAAAUGCCUGGCAUGACCAGCAAGUCAACUCAAUAAGCGCAUAGAAAUUCGGUGCAACUAUUAGCAAAUAUCUGGAGUUCUUCACGCACAAGUAUGACGUCACCACGCGCGCUGCUGUGCACGAGCUGUCUCCGAAAGUCCGCAGACGUCAAUGCGAGCGGCGAGGUUGUUAAGUACUGCAUACAGUGCAGCGAGAACCUGUGCAAGCCCUGCCUCAAGGAACACAUUCGGUACGGCAGCGGCUCGGGAACGAGACACACAUUCCUGAACAAGGACGAGAUGCCACCCUGGCUUAUUUGGACUGAUGGCGCGCAGGGCGGCUCGCAGAAGUGUUCCCGGCACCCGGACAAUGACAUGGACGUCUACUGUCCGGCCCACCACGUGAUCACAUGCGGCGCGUGCAUCGUGCUGGAACACGAUUCUUGCGAAAAUGUCAUUGAUACCACCGAUGAUUUAGACGAAGAGGCUGCAGCUAAGGCAAAAAAGAAUCUACAACAACUAGCCAAUGACACUGUAACAGAGAUGAGCCGAUUGAUAGAUGCGAAAAAGAAAACACAAGCGAAGCAUAGAAAGAACGUCGCUGACGCCCUGAUGAAUGUCCGAGAAUUCCGACAGUAUGUCGAUACCAUUCUAGAUAAACUAGAAAAGACCACAACGGAUCAGAUUAAUUCCUUUUGUAUCGAGAAUGAUGACAAAAUAGAACAACAACUAAGGAAGUUAGAGAAACAGGCAUUGCUUCUACAUUUUGGGACGAAAAAUCUGAAAGAAGCCAGCGAGAGAGAUACAUCUCUCCAAGAUAUGAUAAAUGUGUAUUAUAGUAGAAAAGUUGUGGAUGAAAGUAAGACGCUUUGUCAGGAGUUGCGAGCGACAUCAGGUGACGAUGCGCGCACUUUUCGGAUCGCACCAUCUAUUAAGCAAUACUUUGAGAAUCUAAAGUCACUCGGGGAGUUAGUAAAAAUACACACAACAACAGGCGUGAAAACAAAACUCGAGCGUCAAGUGUUAAAUUACGACUCCAGCUCAGAUGACGUGGGCAUACUGGCACCGACGCCGAUGCAUUCAGGUAAAAUUUACGUGAGCGACUCGGAAAACAAAAAUGUCAAAGUGAUAGAUGAUAGCGGGUCCAUUUUGAACACCAUCUCAUUCCAGUCAAUUUUCGAGGAAAAUAUCGAACCGCCUAAGACCAGUUUGCUUUAUGAACCUCACUCUAUAUGCCGAGUAGAUGAAGAAAGGAUUCUAGUGUCAUUUGAACAAGACAAGCUCGUAGGAGUUGUAACCUUAGUGAAUGACACAUCCAGGGUUUCCGUAAUUCACGUGGGGGAGGUGUGCAGGGGGGUCUGCUAUAACUCCCUCUACGACGAACUGUACGUCUGCUGUGGAGGGGGAAGUUUGCUGGACGAGGGGUUAGGCCAGCUCAAGGUGUUUAAAUUAACAGGAGAUCUUCUGAGAACUGUGAAAACCGCUCCCCCUGACAAGAAACCCGUGUUUUCGCGACCGGUGGCAGUCGCGUGCAGCAACGAUGGUUCAACUGUAUUCGUCUCUGACGUGCAUAAAGGAAUUGUGGUUCUAAACCGAAAAGGGAAGCAACUCUCGUUAUUCACUGCACGAGAACUCGAUCAACCACGUGGUAUAUGCGUCGACGUCAACGAUAAUUUGAUCGUCUGUGGACAUGGCUCUAACAAUAUUAUCAAGGUCUCGCGGAAUCUCGACGCUUAUGAAGUCAUUGUUCGCGAGUCAGACGGUCUCUCAAGUCCACAGUGCGUCUGCUUCGUGCCCUGCAGAUCCAAACUUCUGAUCACCAUGAGUAACUCUAAGGAACUUCUGUACGUGACGUAUUUAUAGACUCGCUAGGGAUUGGACCGAUCUAUCAAAAACUUUAAGGGUGUAUUGUUUGUGGAAUGUACUUCAUGAAUAUUCGUGAAAAUAAAGCACUUUUUUGCUGCAUUG